AUGUCAUGUCCUAAGGAUGAUGAUGAGAUACUCACUGUGAACGAGCUGAACGACGUCAGGUCGGAUGGGGGCAGUGAAGACUGCGGGAAGGGGGAGCGAGCCCGAGGCCGCGCCAUCGAGGCCCCUCACGUUAACGGCUGUUCAGUGAGCAAAGACGGAAAUGCAAGCGAACAUAUUCCAUGCAAUUGCCUGCGUCUCCCUGCUGUUGUGAAGAAUGUGGUCCUGCAGCGGCCGGUGGAAUCGAUGAAUGGCGAUACAGACAAGCGAUAUCACCCAUCUACACCUCGACGACAAGAUGACUUUCCAGACUCUGUGGUACAGCCACCCCCGAAAGUUCGGCAAGGGCUCCCGACAGUGGGUGGUAUCAUCCGAAAGUACGGCCUCGACAUCUGCCGUCAGUGCUUCCGUGAGCGCGCUGACCAGAUCGGCUUCCACAAGUACCGUUAA
Messenger RNA from Pseudozyma hubeiensis SY62, 447 nucleotides. Its product is annotated as 40S ribosomal protein S29-A. Gene Ontology annotation, cellular component: cytosolic small ribosomal subunit; ribosome. The transcript is spliced from 4 exons. Gene Ontology annotation, molecular function: structural constituent of ribosome; zinc ion binding. Gene Ontology annotation, biological process: translation. Bases 1 to 447 code for a protein of 148 amino acids. The record is from RefSeq and is a predicted model, not a curated record. Lineage: Eukaryota; Fungi; Basidiomycota; Ustilaginomycetes; Ustilaginales; Ustilaginaceae.